This is a messenger RNA of Moneuplotes crassus, 7185 nucleotides long. NCBI's taxonomy places the organism in Eukaryota, Ciliophora, Spirotrichea, Euplotida, Euplotidae. The record is from the annotation of a GenBank genome assembly.
AUGGAAAAACGGAAUAAAGUUGUUCCUCAAGAUAAGGGUGAGCUUGAGAAUACUAUUGAAGAGUUAUUGGAAAAAGAAGAAAUCAAUGAAGGAAUCAGAAAAGCUCCAGAUACAGAUCUCCCCAAAGAGGAGAAUAAGGAGGAUUGGGAAGAAGAGAAGGCGAGUCAAGAUCCACAAAAUAAUGCGGAUCCAAAGUAUAAUAUUGAAGAGAGUUCUGAAGAAGAACCAGUGAGGGAAGAUGAAUCUCAAAACCAUACAAAAUACCUAAAUGAUGAAGAUAGAUUUGACCUUAAAAAGAGAAAGAGCACAGAAAAAAUAAGGAAAUUAUAAAUCAAGCGGAGAAAGAAGGUGAUGAAUGGAAAGAAAAUCAUAAUCUCAAGAAACGAUUUUCUGAAAUGACUGAAGAAGAAAUAGAAGAACUCAAAGAGCAGCAUCUGAAGAAAUGUAAAGAAGCAAGAGAAGAGGGAGCACAAAUAAAGGAAAAGGAAAGAGCUAAACUUAAAAACAAGCCUAUUAUGAUAGGAGAUCAAAUUAUCUUCAAGACUUAUUGCAAGAAACUCGGAAAAUAUAAAUACUUGACGUUGAAUGGUUUUCAUUUGGAUUGGAGAGAAGAGAUUUGAGAUAAAUCAAUUUUGACAAUCGAAUCUUUGCUUGUUGACAAAUCUAAGACAUUUACUUAUCAAGGAGGUCUCCCAAGUCAAUUUCCUCCUAACUCUGAAUGGGAAAAUAAAGAUGUACAAGACAUGUAUGAAGAUGUGUUAGAAAACGUGGCCAUCAACUGCUCUUUUAUUAAGAAGGCUACUCGAAGACCUCUUAAUAAAAACCAGAAAUUUUGUCUAGCAACUGAAGCUCCGAUGAUUCUAAUGUUUAGCACCAAACUUAAGAAUGUAGAAUUUUCAACUAAUGAAUGGGAGAUUACUAGAAUAAAAGAAUCAGAUGUAAAAGCUGGUGUAUAUCCUAACACUAGUUAUUACCUCUCAACUCUUUAUCAUAACAAAUUCAUUAGUUUAGGCAAAUAUGAUCAUUCAUUAACUCACGAAGAGGAAGAUAAAGCAAUAAUAGAACUUGAAACAAUCAAUAAAAACAAUCAAGAAAAUGAAGAUGAAGCCCACAAACAAAUUAAUCAAUAUAAAUCAUUUUGCAUCUUUGACGAAGAAUCUCAAUGCAUCAAUAUUAGUCAAAACUAUUUUGAUGAACCUUUGCAUGAUCCGAAAGAAGAGUGCAGAAUAAAUGUUAUGAAAUAUGAUUCCCUUUCCAGAAUCCCCUUCAAAAAUUAUUUUAAAAUCGAAUACUUUCCUACUCAAAGUAGAAUCAAGUUUCAAACAGAAUUUAAAUACUUUAACCAGCUAUUUAACCAAUAUUCUGAAAAAUAUUUUGGAUACGAAGAUGGAAAAUUAACUCUGGUCGAUUAUGAAUACUUUUUUGAAGUAGAACUAGAUGGCAGAGAUGAAAAUGGAUUGAUAUGGAACAAUCCCUUCCGUAUAAAAAUUCCUAACUCAGACAAAUAUCUCCGAAGUAUCCCUUCUAUUCAAAAAGGAGUAAAUGAGCUUGUGGUCACAAAGUGAGACUUUCAGGAUCAAAACUCCUUUUAUUUCUAUCUUCAGCACAUCCAACCCCCGUCAACCUCUGCCUUUAGAAUUUUCAAUUGAAGGUAUUUUUAGGAAAGAUUCUUUCAAAUCUUUUGAACGAAUAGCAAAAAGAGAAAUGGAAAAUUUUAACCCUGAUGAUUUGAUACAACUUUAUAAAGGCAUUAAAAGCAGUUUGCACUGGUCUUUUGAGAUGUUUACAUCUAAAGAACACACCAAAGAAAAUAUACAAUAUUGAAAAAGCAUGUGCUCAAAUGGUUAUAUUAAUAUUAAGGAAACCUCCUUUUUGUCACAAUUCUGGAAUUUAUGGAAAAAGGAAUUUCGAAUCCUUAAACAAAUCAGACAAGAAUUAAUAAGACGGAAAGAAAAAUUGAGUAGAAUUGAUAUUUGCUCAGAAUUAGAUUAUUAUGCACAUUGCGAAUAUAUGCUAGCUUUCUGAUGCUCUGAGUCAAAGUAUCAGAUUUCCUCUAUUCUUAAACUAGCAAAGCACAUUGUUACUGACCAAGAAGAAUGAGCAGAGUUGAAUAAUGAUUCAAGGCAAGAAUGCUUUUAAUAUUUAGGAAACUUCUAAUGCUUACAACGAUUGUCAACAUGACGUACAGAGAUGGUUUCAUCAGAUCUAAAUCAAAGUCAAUCAAUGUUUAUGAAGUCGAAUCCUUCUUGCCUUUUAUCCAAUACGAGCUGACAAAAACCAAUGAUAAGUUGACCAAAGAAAAUGACAGUGAGAUAAACAAAGAAAACGAGAAGUGUAACUUCUCUCUUUUGCUUGGAAUAGUUUCGAACAAAUUCAGGGAUCAAAACGUAAUAUGGAGUUAUGACGGAUUGAAUUAUGCAGUUAUUGAGUACCUAGGAGAUUACUUGUUAGAUCAUAUAAGAGACAUCAAAGACUUGGACUUUACUGAAAUGAACAAAGCCUCUCUAAGUUAUAAGAAAAAGAAAUGAGAGGAUCAGGAUUUCUGAGAACUAAUGUUUUAUGAAGGAAGAAAGGAAGCGGCAAUCAUGUCUUAUAAUCAAAAUAACAGUUUGCUAAAACUAGUUAAAAUUGUAAUUUACAGUUUCACCUUCAAAGAUGGCAAUAAUGAUGCUGAUUUAAUAACUAAAUGGAAUAAACUUAUCUCUCAAGGAUAUAGCGAUAAUGAACUUUGCUCUCAUAUUAAAGGACUUCUCGUGAUACUAUUUUCAAAUAUAAAUUUUCCUUCUCAAAACUGAGAGUCUUCCCUUAAAAUUGAUGAAGGAGAUUUGAAUAAAAUUAUUGACUGUAAUCUUGAAACCUUAUCUUCUUUCAAUGCCAGCGAUUCUGCAGAAGAUUGAUUCCUCCUUUGAGAGAUUUUAGGCUUGAUAAUAUGAAUGCUCCAAAGUUCAGAGUGUCAACAAUUCAUACUCACUAAAUUAAAACAAAAAGGUUCUUUAAAGUCUAUUAUUAAACUGCUUUCUUCAUUGUCAGAAAUAUUCAUACUUCCGAAACCUCAUGCUUUUGACGAGACUGAGGGGAUGCAAUAUUAUAGUGGAAGGUUGAUCGAAGCCAACCAAAGAGCUACUAAUGAUAUCUUCCAUGAUGUAGAUGUAGUAAUAGAUUCUUAUAAGAGAGAAAUUAUCUACAAAAUUUUUAAAACCCUCAAUAUUAUUUUUGAGAUUAAUAAUAAAGAAGAGAACCAGAAAAUGUCUUGAAAAUCAUUCCCUUUCAUUUCAGAGAUUAUGUCAGAUUCUUCAUCAGAAGAGUACUUAGAAUUAAUCAAAACACUUCAAAAAGUGAUCAUCAAGUGGCUAAAUUUUGAUUUUGAACUUGAAGCUUCUUUAGAAAUUUUUGAUCUUAUCGGAAAACUUGAUCUAAAUUGUCAAAAUUUACCACAACAAUACGAUGAAAACAGACAACAAAAUCAAUAUCUCUCUCGGCUAUCACUCAGCUGCCUUCCAUUUUUUUAACUUAUCUAAAAGAGAACAUGAGAGUCUAGUCAUCCCUUUUCUAAAAGAAAUUCAUAAAAUCCAAAAUAAUUUUACAAAUCCUGAAGAGUUCAGUUUAACAGAGGAAGACUUGCAUAAACAGCACAUCAAGGGGAUUUAUACUAUUAUUACAUUCCUUGUUAAAGUCAAUGGGCUCUUGGAUUUCACUGGAGAUGUUGAUCUAAAUUGUAUCAAAGCUGCUAACAGAUAUGUAUCAAGUUGUUACGAAUGCAUCAUUGAAGCUGUCCAAUAUUCAUCAAUAGCAAAGGCAGUCUGGAAAUUUAAUGGAUUUUUCUUUACCAUCCUCUGGCAGAAUAAGUUCUGAAAUGAUUUACACCUUGAAAUGAUCAAACAGAUCUUGAUAAGAAGCGAAUUUGAACAGUUUAACUUAGACUCUUUAGACUUGUUGAGAAAGAUUGACUUGAAGAGGGAAAUUUUGAUUGAAAAGGAAGGAAAAAUUAUAUUUGAAGAGAUAGACUUACAAAAAGAAAAUGAUGGGAUAAAUGAAGAAAGAAAAAUGUUUGAAAAAAGUGAAAAAUUCCUUGAGUAUUUUAUUCAAAUUAUUACAAAAAAUUCUUUAUGAGGGGCAGCUGAAGAAAUAAAACCUAUUGCUAACAAAAACUCUGAUCCUUAUUGAAAAUAUUUCUCUGUAGGGUCGAUUAUCGACAUAGGAAAUGAGAAAAUAAAUUCAAAAUUAAUGAGAACCAUGAUUGACCAAUUCAUCAAUGACUGUCAAAGUCCUGAUAUAAAAAAAUCAAGAGAAUGAACUCGAAAAUUCCAACUUUUAAUAAAUAAAUUUUUUUCUAGGCUUGAUGACCUUGCCCCAUUAUUUGACACAAAGAGUUUCAUUUAUCAUAUCCUUAAAAUGCUUAAUGAAAUACUUGAUAAUCAACAAAUAAUGAUGAAUUCAGAGAUAAAGUACAUUUUUUGCACUAAACAUGCGACUAACACUCUGUUUUCUCUGAUUAUAAAAGAGUAUAAUUAUACUGAGUGUGCUUCAAGAGUCAGACAAUUUGCAUAUGAAUUAUUGAUCAAGAUCAUGAAAGCCAGCACUUCAGAGGCGAGGAAGAGCUUUAGAAGAUGGACAUACAUUAACGACAACGAAAGAAGGCUUUUCAAUAGAAUCAAUCGAAUUUGAGAACAAUUUAGUGAUUUCUUUCUUAAUGAAAAAUUAGCUUUAAUGACUGGAGCUAAUUUAGAGAAAACAGACUUCGGAGAACUACUUUUCUCAUUAGAAUGGCUGGCAAUCUUGUGUGAUAACAAUUGUCACUGGCAAGAGAAUUUAAAGAAACAAGACUUUUCUUCUCAGAACGAAAGCAUUGUUCAUGCGGUAGUUAAUUUGAUGAGGACAAGUGUCCUCAGACUCAACCAUGAGUAUGUAAUAGACUUGUUAAGAGUGAUUGUUAAGUUCAUAACUGCAUCAGUCAAUGGGAGAAAUGAGUUUCUAACUAAUCAGUAUGCUGAUUCCAAUGUAGUUCGAUAUUCAAUGGAAAUUUUACAAAACGGGUUUUCAGAAGAGGAAGUCAAAUUUUUGACCAAGGUACAAAAGGAUUCUUGCUUUAAGAUUAUGUCAAAUGAGAUUGAAGAAUACCAGAAGCCAAUUGAUUUACAAAGAUUCCAAAAAUACAAUCUGCUGAAACAAGAAGUUCUGUGAAUGCUGAAUUUACUCCUCCUUCCAACUACAAAGCACCAUAUCCAAAACCAAGAUAAUUAUGCUAUUGUCAACAACCUGAUGGUGCUAAAUUACGUACAGUUCCGAAUCUGUUAUGGCCAAAUUUACUCCUCUAAACUCUCCAACUCAGAAUCGGAGUUGGCUAAAAUCUAUAACAUAAACCUUGGAUUUCAAUGCUAUUAUCUCAUUAACAAAAUAUGGAACAAUAAUGGGCAGCCAGACUCCAACUGAGUGCAAAAAUUUGACACCGAGGGUCUUUCUGAAAAGUAUUGGAGACUAUUGACUAGUCUUUAUUUUUGCCUCACAAAUUAUAAAAAUAAAUAUGGCAUUAUUUCUAGCAUUAGGUAUCAGCCUUUUGAGGAAAAUCAAAACUUAGUAGCUGAGUCUACUGAUUUCUUUGACAGCUAUAGUUCGAAUAUAGAAAUAGUAAUGGAGAAUGGCAAAUUGAUAACUCGACACUUUGAAAUUUUACCUUGAUUCUUGUCAUUUACACAGACUGAGAAAGACAACUUUUGGCUGGAAGCUAAUCUCGAUAACAGUAAGACUACUGUUGCAUCUUUCAUGGAAUUUGCAAACGAUAAGAUUGAGGAGCUCUUUAUUCAACAAAAAGUUCAGGGAUACUGGAUUUGCCCAAGAGAUGUUACGAAAAAGAACAAUUGGCUCACAGAUGUGGGUAGAUUUCUUGUAUUAGCUGUUAACUUCAUAUUAUUUUUUGGACUCGAAGUUAAUGAUGGAAAGACUCUUGACAAUCCACAACUAUUUGGUUUGGCCUCUAAACUGACAAGACUUUUACUCUACAUUCUUGGAUCUAUCAAUUUAGCAUUCUUCUUUUAUAUGACUAUAAUUCAGGGGAUCAUUGUACUGAAGCUUCAAGAGAAGAGAGCUAUUAAGGAAUCCGAAGAAAACAAAAAGAAAGGAAAAUGCUUUCAUUAUCUAAAAGUAUUUUGGUACACGAUAAGAAAUAAAGAAGAAACCUUACAAGCAAGGAGUAUCUGGUGUAUUCUGCUUUGUUUAGGGUUCUCUGUUGCUGGGGUUUUUAUUGAUUUCUUCUGGUUCUCAUUCACUAUGUCUUAUCUGAUAAUAUUCUCUCCUCAUAUCCUCGAAGUAACUAAUGCUGUGUGGAACCCAAAAAAACGUAUUUUAUCAACUGUUGCCUUGAGUGCCAUAAUCCUAUACUGGUUUGCUAUUGUAGCCUUUGUUUAUUUCGGAAAUGACUUCAACGGUGUUGUGAAGGAUUCCAACAUUGCACUGGUGAACUGCUUGAUAGUUAUUUUUGAUUCUUGGUACAAGUUUGGGCUAGGGGCUUUUCUGGCUGAUAAUGGGAGAUCUGCUAUAAUGGAAGAAGAUGCUGGUGAGAAUUUGUAUAAGCCUAAAGGACCAAGAAUUUGGUAUGACUUCUUCUUUUACUUCUUUGUCCCAACUCUCCUUUUGAAUAUCUUGAGUGGUAUUAUUAUCGAUAAUUUUGGAGAAAGAAGAUCAAAUAGUGACACCAUUAGACAAAGGCAAAAUGAUCAGUGAUUUGUGUGAGGAAAAUUAUCGAGUGACCUCCCAGAUUUCGUUCAACAUUGAAGAUUCAAGCAUAACAUCUGGGAUUACAUGUACUACAUUGGAUACUUAAAAGCAAUGCUGGAAAGUGAAAGGACUGAUUAUAGAGAUAUCCAUGUGCAUGCUUGUCUUGAGCAGAACAAGAAUGACUGGUUCCCUGCCUACAGAGAUUUUGUCAAGGAAAAAGCAAAGAAGAAAAAGUCGACUGACAUUUUGGGAGAUGCCAUCCAAGACUCUAAAGACAAAGAAGAUCAAUAUCAAAUGGAUUCUGAAGAGUCAGAUAUUGAUGAGGGAGUAAAGGAGAUUAGAGAACUUAGAAAGGAAAUAAUUGUCAAUGAAAAGAGAAUUGAAGAGAAGAUAGAACAACAGAUGAGCGAAAUGAAAUCAAUUCUAAAAGAAAUCUUGCCAAAACAGAACUUUACUAAAUAAAAAUUUAGAUUU